Lactuca virosa is the source of this 1869-nucleotide messenger RNA. Lineage: Eukaryota; Viridiplantae; Streptophyta; Magnoliopsida; Asterales; Asteraceae. The record is from the annotation of a GenBank genome assembly.
AUGAGGGCACCGUGGAUCUGUAGCUUUUUCUUCGCCUUCUUUCUCAUUUUCUCAUCCAACACAGAGUUUCAUAGUUGCUCACAAAAAACUAAUCCACCGGUUCUUCCUAAUCCGUACUUCCGCAUUCCUUCCCCCCUCAUGCCUGUUAGUGGCCCUGUUAUAUAUGUACGUUAUCCACCCAAUACUCUUCAACCGUUACCUAAAGCAAAUCUUUCAACCACAUGGACCAACGAUGAAUCUUCUAUCCCUUCCAUCAAUUUCACAGAUGGCUCAAGGAUCAGAGUCAUCCUUGAUAAAGAAAAAUUCGCUUGUGGCUUCUUCUGUUUCGGAAACUGCACAUCUUACCUCUUCGCCAUUGUUAUCAAGAUAUCUUACUCUCCUGGUUAUAUUUUUGGCACAAAAGGCAAUCCAACAGUGAUUUGGUCAGCCAACCGAGACAAUUCAGUCAAGGAAGGUGCAAUACUGAAUUUCACUGCAGCUGGAGAAUUGGUGUUACAUGAUGUGGAUGGAAGCAUAGUUUGGACUACAAACACUGGAGGGAAAUCUACUGCUGGCAUGAACCUAACUGAUAAAGGAAAUCUGAUGUUGUUUGAUGGCUAUAACUCCAUGGUUUGGCAAUCUUUUGAUCACCCAACAGACUGUUUGGUAGCUGGACAAAAACUAUUGCAAGGACAGAAGCUGAUACCUAGUGUUUCCUCAACCAAUUGGAUGGCUCAAAAGGAUUCUUACUAUCUUCAACUCACUGAUAGCGGUCUGUUUGCUUAUGUCCAAUCAAACCCACCUCAAGUCUAUUACAAACGCUUGAUAAAUGUCACAAAAACAAAUAAAGAAAGAAUUUAUAUUGAGCUCUUAAAUGGGAGUUUGUGUUUCUUCAAUUCUUCUACUAAGUUUGAUAGUAUUGAUAUACCUCAAGAAAUCCCACUUGAAUAUACAAAACUAAUGCCAGAUGGGCACUUGAAAGCCUUUGGAGGGGAGAUGGUGGCUGAUCUGCUAACUGAAUAUGAUUUUGGAGAUUGUUCUUAUCCAUUGGCUUGUGGGAGGAAUGCCAUUUGCUCGGGUGAUGUACAAUGUAGUUGUCCGAAGUCAAGCUCUCCGGUGACAGAAUAUUUUAGAGCAGUGGAUGAUAGCCAACCAAACAAGGGUUGCUCUGAAGUUACUCCUCUCACAUGUAAUGCUACACAAGAUCAACAUUUCAUUGAACUCAAGAACAUCAAGUACUUCACCUAUACAGCUAACAUGGAGCAUGUGGAUAUGGAGACUUGUAAACAAGCGUGUCUGAACAACUGCUCAUGCAAAGCAGCUAUAUUCGAGUACCUGGGUUCGAAUUCUUCAAGUGGGUAUUGUGAUUUACCUUCUGAGCUUUUUUCUAUGACGAACUUUGAUGUAGAUGCAAACAAUCAAGUCCAUGCUUCCGCUUUUAUAAAAGUCCAGAAUGGAAGAUAUAAAUCACCAAAGAGAAAAAAUCAUGUUACUACAAUUCUAGGUUCCACAGUUGGAAGUUUGGUGCUUCUUGUCAUUUUGGUUGUAGUUUUUACUAAGUUCAUAGGCCAAAAGGAAGAGGUGAAUGGUGAAAUGGAAGAAGAGUAUCUAGAUAAAGUGCCAGGAAUGCCUACUCGGUACAGUAAAGAUAUGCAGGAACAUGGUACAGAAGUCGUGGAGAUGAUGAAAGUGGUUUCAUGGUGUUUGCAGAUUGAUUAUACGAAAAGGCCCUCAAUGUCAUCGGUGGUUAAGGUGAUAGAGGGAGUAAUGGAUGUUGAAUCGAACUUGGAUUACAACUUCUUGUGGACCAUUUCUAUGCAGAAAAUAACAAAUGGAUAUGAGAAAAGAUCGAAACCAAUGUCAGCUUCCAUUCUAUCAGGGCCAAGGUGA